CCGGGUCAAGUUUUUUUUGACUUUUGGUCGACAUUAUUUUAUUUUUAUAAGUCCUCUCUCACGAAACCAGUUAAUUAUUGGUGCGUCUCUCGAAUUAGGGUUCUAGGAUCUCUGCUCUUAAAACUCUUAUCGCCGCUAAAACUCUCUACCCAUCGCAGAGCCUCUCUAAAGAAUGGAUUCUCAGAUCAAGCACGCUGUUGUAGUGAAAGUGAUGGGAAGGACUGGAUCAAGGGGUCAAGUGACUCAGGUUAGAGUGAAGUUCACUGACUCGGACCGUUACAUCAUGAGGAACGUUAAAGGACCUGUCAGAGAGGGAGAUAUUCUCACCUUGCUGGAGUCCGAGAGAGAAGCUAGAAGACUUCGUUGAUUCUCUUUGCAAAUUGUUUUUGGUUGCUUUGAAGAACAAAUGUUAUAUCGUUUGGAUAAUUAAAUUCUUAUUAUGAUGUUAAAAAAUUUAAUUAUCAAAGAUUGAUGCUUUAGACUCUAAAUCUAUAAUAUAUUAAAAAUCAUUUCUUUAUCUUCACUUUGUUUUUUUUUU
This is a messenger RNA of Arabidopsis thaliana (thale cress), 538 nucleotides long. RefSeq names its product Nucleic acid-binding, OB-fold-like protein. The record is from RefSeq and is marked reviewed. Gene Ontology annotation, molecular function: structural constituent of ribosome. Gene Ontology annotation, biological process: translation. The coding region runs from base 173 to 367 and encodes 64 amino acids. NCBI's taxonomy places the organism in Eukaryota, Viridiplantae, Streptophyta, Magnoliopsida, Brassicales, Brassicaceae. The transcript has 2 exons. Gene Ontology annotation, cellular component: ribosome.